This is a messenger RNA of Cladophialophora psammophila CBS 110553, 3540 nucleotides long. RefSeq names its product coatomer protein complex, subunit alpha (xenin). The transcript has 3 exons. NCBI's taxonomy places the organism in Eukaryota, Fungi, Ascomycota, Eurotiomycetes, Chaetothyriales, Herpotrichiellaceae. The coding region runs from base 1 to 3540 and encodes 1179 amino acids. Gene Ontology annotation, biological process: endoplasmic reticulum to Golgi vesicle-mediated transport; intracellular protein transport; retrograde vesicle-mediated transport, Golgi to endoplasmic reticulum. Gene Ontology annotation, molecular function: structural molecule activity; protein binding. Gene Ontology annotation, cellular component: COPI vesicle coat. The record is from RefSeq and is a predicted model, not a curated record.
AUGGGAACAUUGAUCGACCGCUUCGAGGAGCACGAUGGACCUGUCCGCGGUAUCGACUUUCACAAGACACAACCACUCUUCGUUUCGGGAGGAGACGACUACAAGAUCAAAGUCUGGUCCUACCAAACGAGGAGGUGCCUCUUCACGCUCAAUGGUCACCUGGACUAUGUUCGAACAGUCUUCUUCCACCAUGAGUUGCCUUGGAUUUUGUCCGCAUCGGACGACCAGACGAUUAGGAUUUGGAACUGGCAGAAUCGGUCUCUGAUCUGCACCAUGACGGGCCACAACCACUACGCCAUGUGCGCCCAAUUCCAUCCUAAGGAGGACCUCAUUGUUUCCGCCUCCCUUGAUCAAUCUGUUCGAGUGUGGGAUAUUUCAGGACUACGGAAAAAGCAUUCGGCUCCAACAUCGAUGAGUUUUGAAGAUCAGAUGGCCCGAGCAAAUCAACAACAGGCUGAUAUGUUUGGUAACACCGAUGCCGUUGUCAAGUUUGUUCUCGAAGGGCACGAUCGAGGCGUGAAUUGGGUGGCUUUCCAUCCGACCUUGCCGUUGAUCGUCUCAGCAGGCGAUGACCGCCUUGUUAAACUGUGGAGAAUGAGCGAGACCAAGGCGUGGGAGGUUGACACUUGCCGGGGGCACUUCCAAAACGUCUCUGCAUGCUUGUUCCAUCCACAUCAAGAUCUCAUUCUGUCCGUGGGCGAGGACAAAACUAUUCGGGUCUGGGAUUUAAACAAGAGAACUUCCGUCCAAUCCUUUAAGCGGGAGAAUGAUCGUUUUUGGGUCAUUGCCGCCCAUCCUGAGAUCAAUCUUUUUGCCGCCGGCCACGAUAACGGAGUUAUGGUCUUCAAACUCGAACGAGAGCGCCCUGCAUCCUCUGUGUACCAGAACCAACUAUUCUAUAUCACAAAGGACAAGCACGUCCGGUCCUAUGACUUCACCAAAAAUGUCGAGUCCCCUUCACUCCUGUCACUUAGGAAGUUUGGCAGCAACUGGGUCCCUCCUCGCACACUCUCUUACAACCCUGCAGAACGAUCAAUCCUGGUCACAUCACCCACGGACAAUGGCACUUACGAGCUGAUUGCACUUCCACGAGAUGGCACAGGAGCUACGGAUCCUACAGAUAUCAAACGUGGAUCAGGCAACGCGGCAGUCUUCGUGGCCCGCAAUCGCUUUGCCGUUUUCAGUACUUCCACCCAGUUAGUCGAAAUUAAAGACCUCAGCAAUUCGACGACCAAGUCCUUCAAAGCACCUGCUGGAACUACUGAUAUCACAUAUGGUGGCACUAGCUGUCUGCUUCUCAUCACUCCCACAAAUAUUGUUCUCUACGAUAUUCAGCAGAAGAAGCAGCUGGCAGAACUGAGCGUUACGGGCGUCAAAUAUGUCUCUUGGUCAAACGAUGGUCUGUAUGCUGCUUUGCUCAGUAAGCACAAUGUCACCAUCGUGAACAAAUCCCUAGAGCAAGUCAGUACUCUGCAUGAGACGAUCAGAAUCAAGAGCGCCGCCUGGGACGAUUCCGGUGUCUUGCUUUACUCAACUCUCAACCAUAUCAAAUACACUCUCCUCAAUGGUGAUAACGGCAUCGUUAGGACGCUCGACCAGACGGUUUACCUCGUCAAAGUCAAAGGCCGUAAUGUCUACUGCCUCGACAGAUCCGCUAAGCCCCGAGUUCUCAGCAUUGACCCCACGGAAUACCGGUUCAAGUUGGCGCUUGUGAAGCGCAACUACGAUGAAAUGCUUCAGAUCAUCAGGACGUCACCCCUGGUUGGGCAGAGCAUUAUCUCUUACCUGCAAAAGAAAGGCUAUCCAGAGAUCGCCUUACAGUUUGUGCAAGAUCCCCAAACCAGGUUUGAACUCGCCAUCGAGUGCGGCAACCUGGAAGUUGCCACAGAAAUGGCCAAAGAGUUGGACAGACCCAAAAUUUGGACACGCUUAGGCGCCGAAGCGUUAAUUCAUGGCAACCAUCAGACCGUGGAAAUGACCUAUCAGAAACUUCGAAAUUUCGACAAACUGUCAUUCUUGUACCUUUGCACAGGUGACGAGGAGAAACUCACUAGAAUGGCCAAAAUUGCCGAGCAUCGGGGAGAUUUUGUGUCGAGAUUCCAAAAUGCACUGUAUCUCAACGAUGUGGAAAGUCGGAUUCAAAUGUUCAAAGAGAUUGAUCAAUAUCCAUUGGCUUAUCUUACUGCAAAGUCUCACGGGUUGACAGAAGAAUGCCAAUCAAUACUCGAACUUUGCGGGUUGACCGAAGAUCAAAUCUCAAUGCCUGACUCGGGAGGGGGUCUCGCUCCUCCAAAGGUCAUUAUUCCGACCUACAAAGCAAACUGGCCAGUCAAGGAAGCAUCCCAUUCCUCAUUCGAGAGAGCUCUCCUCGGAGAAGUCGGAGUGGCCGUUGAAGACGAAACAAACCCUGAUCUCCUCACCGAGGAUAUGCCGGUGGCUGCAGACGGUGGCGGACUCCCAGCAGAGGAAGAGGCGGAUGCUGGCGAAGGUUGGGACAUGGGUGACGACAUCGGCCUCGAAACGACAGGAAAUGAUUCUGAUUUCGUCAAUGUCGACAACCCAGAUGCACCUGCGGAAGCUGCUGGUCCGGGCAGCUCAGAAGCAGAUAUGUGGUCACGAAAUUCUCCGUUAGCUGCGGAUCACGUCGCAGCAGGCUCUUUCGACAGUGCCAUGCAGCUGCUGAACCGUCAAGUUGGCGCAGUGCAUUUUGAGCCUCUCAAGUCCAGGUUCCUGGAAAUUUACCAGGCGUCCAAAACAUUCCUGCCUGCCAAUGCUAGCUUGCCGCCGAUUGUGAACUACGUUCGCCGCACCACUGAUGAGACGGACAACAGAAAACUCCUGCCCGUCAUUCCCAGAAACCUGGAGACCCUCACAAACGUUGACCUUCAGGAAGGGCACACGGCUAUGAGAACCAACAAACUGGAGAAUGGUGUUGCUACGUUCCGAACGCUGUUGCAAUCACUUCUCGUCAAUGUCGUUAGCUCGCAGGCUCAAGUCGAAGAAGCCAAAGCACUUAUCACCAAAUCGAUGGAAUACACACUUGCGAUGAAUAUCGAGCUUGAAAGACGUAAACUCGCAGCUUCAGGUGGUGAUUCAGAGGCACAGCUUAAGCGACAGCUCGAACUUUCCGCAUACUUCACCAUGCCCAAACUUGAGGUCGCCCAUCGGCAGUUGGCUCUUAUGGCGGCUAUGAAGUUGGCCUUCUCGAACAGACAAUAUUCGAGUGCACUGUCCUUUGCAAAUCGAAUCCUUGCCAAUGGCGGCGCGGUCAAACUGCUUGAACAGGCGAAGAAAAUCAAGCAACAAGCCGAGCGUUCUGGGUCUAGUGACAAGACCGACAUCGAGUACGACCAGUUCGCCGAUUUCGACGUUUGCGCAGCUUCUUUUACUCCAAUCUAUACUGGAGCGCAGAGCGUGUCCUGCCCAUUCGAUGGGGCCAAGUACCAGAGCCAGUUUAAAGGACAGGUGUGCAGGAUCUGCGAAGUCUGCGAGAUUGGUGCCGCGGCUAGCGGUCUGAGGUUAUGGGUAAAGGGACUCUGA